Molecule: messenger RNA, 925 nt
Organism: Vitrella brassicaformis
Lineage: Eukaryota; Vitrellaceae
Source: the annotation of a GenBank genome assembly
UCACUCUAAGUCUUUGGCAUCUUUUUUCAGUUCUUUGGCCUUUGCGCCCUUGACAACGCUGCGGACGACCGAAAACACUGCGUCGAACGUUUUGAUGCGGUGGGCUGCACAAACCACAAACCACGAAUCACUAAUGGCUACCAUCAAGGGGCUUUCGCACACAUCCCUCACUUACACAUUGUUUCGGAAAUGGCUCUGAUAUAAUUUGGCCUCUGGCGUGGAGAUAUGCACUCCAGAUGAGCCGUCGAAUUCUGGACCACUGCAAAUCAAAUCGACAAACAUCGAAAAAGUAAGUGGCAGCCACCUUUUGAGUCAUUGACCAGCGGAGCGGAAAUAGAAGCCGGCUGCAGAAAGGUUCACAGAUUGCGACAUUGCAGUGUGCCUGUGAGCUCUUUACCAGUGUCUCGAUCGUAGUCAGUGUUCUUGGCCACCGUCUUGGACCAGCACACAAUCGACGACAGAAGAGCUGACUGAUCAAGUCCCCUUUCUUUAGCGUGCUCUGCAGCUCGGAAAGAGCAAAGCGAGAGUUAUGUACAUAAUAGGAUACGAUCUGUCUCUCAAUGUGCACACGGACCUAUCACUGUAAAGUAAGCUCCACGAAUUUUGCCUUCUAGCUCGCUAAGGGUCUCCGUCCUGCGCUUGUCUGCUGGCAUUUUCUCCAACUUUUCAAUGAGUGGCUUCCAAGCGUCAACAAGCCCUUGAGCACUCUGCAAAGCAUGAUAAUCAGCGAUUUCAGCUGGAAUUUUCAAUAUGAUGGAGAUGAGCGAGAUACCUGGAGAACGAUUCCCCCCUUUGUUUUUUGCCACAUUGUAUCUGUCCCGGCCUCUGCAGCAAGCAGAACACACCAUUGUUUCAAAAGUCAGUGAUUUGCUGCGUCGUCAAGUCUGUGUCUGUCUUUACUUGCUUUUGGAUGCUGUCCGAUCAU